GGCAGACUUUUGUCAACAACAUUACUGUGGAUUAAUCACUCGUAGCCAAGGGAAUAUAAUGGCGGUGGCCGCAUCAGUGUACCGCUUCUUCCCCUGAGUCAACACAGCUCAGUAGAACACCCGUUGGAUGACCCAACGACUUACCUACCCAGCACGGCGUUGUUUGAUGCCCGCCGUCUGUCUCUAGAACUAAAGAACCUUAUCCAGUCGCCUUUAGAUAAGCGCAUGGAUGAGAAGUACUCAGCGUAUGGCGCUGCCUCCAUUGAUAUCCUUAUCAAGACCAACACCAUCGACUACCUGUCUGACCUGUCAAAUCCCUCAGAAGGCAUCCCAGUUACUGAACUGGCCUCGAAAUUUGAACUUGAUUCUCGCCGUGCAGGUCGGAGAUUGAACCUUUGUACGCCUGGGUUCGUGUCAAUAGUCGGAGCUAUGCCACGUUGGGUGACGGAAUCGGAUUGGAAACUCUCGCGCUCUCCAGCACAGACUGCUUUCCAGGUCGCAUUCAAGACUCCUUUGCAGCGAUUCUCCUGGGUCAUGCAAAAUCCACAGGCCCUUAUUCCACUGGCGGAUCAUCUUCAUAUGUCUGUCCUUGGUGACAUGUCUACGCCGAGUAUUGUGGCAGACUACCCAUGGGAACAACUGGAAACACCCAUCAUCGUUGAUUGUGGAGGGGGAGAGGGCGGUUUAGUCACUGCCAUCCUAGACGCGUACUCUUCCUUCCAAGCCAUCGUACAAGACAUGGAGAAUGUUGUCGCAUUGACAAGUUCGAUCAUGAAAGAACGCCGCCCUCGUGAUAUAGAAAGUGGUACACUCAAGGCAGAAGCCCACGACCUUUUCCAGUCCCAACCACGGAUCGGAAACGAGUAUAGUUUCAUCUUGCGUCAUAUACUGCAUGGUUGGGCUGACAAAGAGGCGGUCGGUAGCGGCGAUAUUGGCAACGUAGCUCGUGCAUUGGGCCCUAAGUCCAAAAUACUCAUCAUCGAAAUGGUAGCUUUCCCGAACGUAGACUCAACUGCUACAAUAAGUGCCAAAUCAUUCUUACUGGAUGGCGAUUAUAAGCGUCCCGACUAUUGUGUUCCAUCGCACUUUGGUUCAGCGUCCAAACUAGUCAACGCGUUCUCGGUGCACAUGCCGAACUUGAUGAACGGUUGCGAGAGGUCUUUGCGUGAAUGGGAGAGCCUUGUCAAGGGGUGCGGGCUCUGCAUCACGAACUGUGCGCUUGACUCACGUGUGUUAUUGUGACCUCAAAGAGAGAAUGUUGGAUUUCAGAGUAAUGUCAAUUUGCCUGUACAAUGGAUGUAUCUUUCCGGUACCGACGAUAUAUGACUUCCUUUCCCCCAUCGCGGAUUGUAUGAUACACUAAGGAGCCAAUUAAGUUCGUUUAUUGUUGAAGGCA
Messenger RNA from Suillus plorans, 1396 nucleotides. Its product is annotated as O-methyltransferase-domain-containing protein. The annotation marks the transcript as partial. Gene Ontology annotation, molecular function: O-methyltransferase activity. The transcript has 14 exons. The record is from RefSeq and is a predicted model, not a curated record. NCBI's taxonomy places the organism in Eukaryota, Fungi, Basidiomycota, Agaricomycetes, Boletales, Suillaceae.